Molecule: messenger RNA, 2863 nt
Organism: Vitis vinifera (wine grape)
Lineage: Eukaryota; Viridiplantae; Streptophyta; Magnoliopsida; Vitales; Vitaceae
Product: probable protein S-acyltransferase 7
Exons: 6
Coding region: 1182-2462 (426 amino acids)
Biological process (GO): protein targeting to membrane; peptidyl-L-cysteine S-palmitoylation
Cellular component (GO): Golgi apparatus; endoplasmic reticulum
Molecular function (GO): protein-cysteine S-palmitoyltransferase activity
Source: RefSeq, a predicted model, not a curated record
CGAGAUUAUGAAAGAAUUAUUCCAUUAAGUUUAAUAAAUCAAAUAAAAAACUGGGUUGGGUUAAAUUAUUUACAUCAGCAAUUUUUCUUUAUGUGGGCCAGUCUAUGACCACCGUUUGCAUGCGUCUACAGUGUGAUUAAGGAGGAACUGGCAUCAUAUGUUAUUCAGAAUUAAAUUCAUAUUUGCUUUACUGUUUUUGAGCUUCAAACAAUUUGGAUUUGUAAAAUAAUAAAUGCAGAUGAAUUUUGCUUUAUUUUGGUCAAGAAAAAUCAAAAUGACAUCGAAAAAAGGCAUUACUUUCCUGUUGGUGAAAUACAUUUUCUGGGCAGCCAAACAGGGAGACUAGGAUAAUUAAUAGGAAAAAGGAAAAGAAGAGUGAGAAAGAGAGAGAGGGGAAACCAAAGUGGAGUUGGUGGGGGAUUGGAGGAGGGAAGAGAGUGAGAAAGUUGAUCCGGCAAAGACGACGUAGCAUUUGUGUGGCGAGUAAUUCCAUAGAGUAGAGGUGGGUGGCAGCAUUAGCGUUGAAAUUGGAGAUCCGACUUGUCACGAACAAAUAGAAUCGUGGGGUGGGUGUGCCAAGGGCAGAAGAAGAAUCACCUUCUGCUCCUGUCUUCUCCUCUGCCUCUGGGCGCAGAGAAACAGGGACCGGCUUGAUCCGUACUGUCCGAGCAGAGACAAAGAGAGACUUGUCUCUCUUCAUUUGUCUCUGCCAAACUCUGAAACAAGACGUGGGUUUGAGCCUCCCCUUCUCGUUUCUUUCACGGUGACAGCUUUGGCUCCUGUUCUCUCUCCCCACCCAUUUCCCCUUUUUUUUUUCGUUUGUUUUCUCUAAGGUAAGAUUUGUAGAUCAUCUUCUUUUGAUUCAGGUUCUCUUCAUUCUUCUGCCUUUUUUGGUUUUUAUUACCAUAAUUGAAUGCCAUUCCAUAGAUGCCUGCUGCGGGUUUCUGAUGAUUUUUGUCAUGAAAGACGAGGGCUUCCGGGCUUCCUCCAUAGCUUUCUAUACAAAAAGAAAACUCCUUUUUUUUGUUAUGAAUGAUUCUCCUCUAACAUUUUCGUGAUUCCAUGGAUCUUCCUCGCCGUCGUGUUCUUCUUCUUCCCAUUUUAUUUUUCUUCAAUAUUACAGAUUUCUUUGGGUGAAAUGUGUUAGUUUUGGAGCUUGUAGGGCAAAAGAUCUGGCCAAUAUGCAGGGAAAAUUCUAUACAGCACCGCUGCCUCCGCAGCUAUCCGACUCUAACCGGCGAAUCAUUGAUACCAAUACCCCAACAAUGAGGGUUUAUCAAAUCUGGAAAGGCAGCAAUAGAUUCUUCUGUGGUGGAAGACUUAUAUUUGGUCCAGAUGCAAGGUCUCUGUUGCUUACGGUGUCCAUGAUUGUGGUUCCAGUAAUACUAUUCUGUGCUUUUGUUUCUCAAAGGCUCAUUGAUGAAUUCAACCACCAUUUUGGCAAUCUUAUUGUUGGUAUUUCUGUUGCGCUCACAGUAUAUAUUAUGAUCCUUCUCUUCCUUACUUCUGCAAGAGAUCCUGGCAUUAUUCCCCGUAAUCCACAUCCUCCUGAACCAGAAGACGACACUGCCUCUGGUAUCUCCACAGACUGGGUAGGAAGCCAGAGUGGUGCUCCUAAUAUACCUCCCACAAAAGAUGUCAUGGUCAAUGGGAUGGUAGUCAAGGUCAAAUACUGCCAAACAUGCAUGCUAUAUCGCCCGCCAAGAUGCUCUCAUUGCUCUAUAUGUAAUAACUGUGUUGAUCGUUUUGACCACCAUUGCCCAUGGGUAGGGCAAUGUAUUGGAAAGAGGAAUUAUAGAUUCUUCUUCAUGUUUGUGUCCUCCACAACCAUGCUCUGCCUAUAUGUUUUUGCUUUCUGCUGGGUAAACAUUGAGAGAAUAAUGGAAGCAUACCAUUGUAGUCUUGGGAGGGCUUUUCUGAAGUCCCCUGUUUCAGGAAUUCUCAUACUAUACACAUUCAUAGCAGCUUGGUUUGUUGGAGGUCUCACUGCUUUUCAUCUCUACUUAAUUUUCACCAAUCAGACCACAUAUGAGAAUUUCCGGUAUCGAUAUGAUGGGAAAAUGAAUCCUCAUAACCUUGGAUUCUGGCGCAAUAUUAGGGAGAUCUUCUUCUCUAAAAUUCCUAGUUCUAAGAACAACUUCCGUGCUCAGGUGAAGGGAGACUCUUCUUCUGUUUUCAACACUUCAAUGUCCUUGGGCCAUGCUAUGAGCCCUGAGAUGCCCAAAAGGAGCUUUGACAUAGAAAUGGGGAAACGACAAGCUGUUGCUGCUGAGGAGUUUGAAGAUAUACAUAGCCAAAUUGAUAGUAUUGGCGGAUCAGAGAGGUGCGGACCCCAGCCGAGACACACAAACCGGGACCAUAAAGGGAACUGGGAGAUAACACCUGAUAUACAUAUGUUGGCUGCUGAAUUUGGAAUGCAACAUGGUUCAACAGUCAGAGAGAAGAUUCAUGGAGUCCGUUGAAGUUGGAUUGUAGAGCCUCAAUUAUAGUGCAGUAUUGGGCGUCUUUUUAUCUUAGAGCCAACAGAAACAUUUGCUAACCUGGCUGAUUGGGAUCAGUUGCUGCCAUUGCCUGGAUGCAUUAAAAAGAUGUUUUUAGAUUCUAGUUUCCUGCAAGAAGGGAGAGGCAUGCGCAGGUUUGGUUAAGAUAUGGCAGGAUACAGGUUGUACAUUGAACUGUUUUCAUGGAUAUUGGGGGGAAUGUUGUGAUAUAGUGUGUAUUUUGGGGAUUUUGGUUGAUAUUGAUUUUUCUCGAUUUGUUGGAUACUUUAGCAGUCUCAGAAAAACCAGAGGCCCUUUUGAAAAGUUCUUAUUAAACAUUUGAUGGUAGAGGAGCUUGUUUAUGAGUAAUGGGUUUUACCAAA